Messenger RNA from Elgaria multicarinata webbii, 2860 nucleotides. RefSeq names its product protein phosphatase 1 regulatory subunit 16B (gene PPP1R16B). The record is from RefSeq and is a predicted model, not a curated record. NCBI's taxonomy places the organism in Eukaryota, Metazoa, Chordata, Lepidosauria, Squamata, Anguidae. The coding region runs from base 254 to 1966 and encodes 570 amino acids. Gene Ontology annotation, cellular component: cytoplasm. Gene Ontology annotation, biological process: establishment of endothelial barrier; regulation of sprouting angiogenesis. Gene Ontology annotation, molecular function: enzyme inhibitor activity; myosin phosphatase regulator activity; protein binding. The transcript has 11 exons.
CAGCCCGCGAUCGGGCUCUCCCGGCCGAGCUCCGGCGUUGAAGGGCUGCAGCUGCGGUGGGUGCUUGUGGAGGUGGCUCCGGCGGAUCUCGGUUCCUGCUGGUGAGUUGCGUUCGGAUUCCACUAUGUGCUCUUCAGACUCUAGGAAGUGCUGGUGGCCACGGUGCAGCCACAUAAUGUUCUCUUAGUGACAGACAACGGUCGCCAGGUGCCAGGCACAAGUGUGGCUGACCUAUCAACGAUUUACAGAAGCAAUGGACACCCACAUGGACUUGUUGACAGAGCUCCAACUGCUAGAUAAGGUCCCCACGCUAGAGCGGCUCCGGGCAGCUCAGAAACGCAGGGCUCAGCAGCUGAAGAAGUGGGCACAGUACGAGAAGGAGAUGCAGCACAAGAAGAGGAAACAUGAGAAAAAGAGGAAUGUUGUCAGCCGCAAGAAGGUUUCUUUUGAGGCCAGUGUUGCACUACUGGAAGCUUCAUUAAGGAAUGACGUUGAGGAAGUCUGUUAUUUAUUGAACAACAAUUUCAGUCCAGACCUGUGCAAUGAAGAUGGAUUAACUGCACUGCAUCAGUGCUGCAUAGACAACUAUGAAGAGAUAGUUAAGCUUCUUCUGAACCAUGAGGCUGAUGUCAAUGCAAAGGACAAUGAAUUGUGGACUCCUCUGCAUGCAGCAGCAACUUGUGGACACAUCAACCUGGUGAAGAUCUUGAUUCAGCAUGGGGCAGACCUGCUGGCAGUGAAUGCAGAUGGCAACAUGCCGUAUGACCUCUGCGAAGAUGAACCAACACUAGAUGUCAUUGAGACCUGCAUGGCAUACCAGGGAAUUACACAAGAGAAAAUCAAUGAGACACGAGCUGCCCCAGAACAGACAAUGCUUGAUGAUAUCACAGAGAUGAUAGCAACAGGACAGGAUCUGAACAGAAUGGACAUACAAGGGGCUACGCUGCUACAUAUAGCUGCAGCCAAUGGCUACCUGCAUGCAGCAGAGAUUCUUCUAGACCAUGGAGCAAGACUGGAUCUCAAGGACUGGGAUGGCUGGGAACCUCUCCACGCUGCCGCCUUCUGGGGACAUAUGCACAUGGCAGAGCUGUUAGUGUCCCAUGGUGCAAGCUUAAGUGCACGGACAGCCAUGGACGAGAUGCCAAUAGACCUGUGUGAAGAAGAGGAAUUUAAGGUCCUGCUCUUAGAGCUGAAGCAUAAGCAUGAUGUCAUCAUGAAGUCUCAGAUGAGACACAAGUCCUCUUUGAGCAGGAGAACCUCCAGCACUGGAAGCAGAGGGAAAGUGGUGCGGAGGGCAAGCCUUUCUGACCGAACAAACCUUUACAGGAAGGAGUAUGAGAAGGAGGCCAUAAUCUGGCAGCAAAUAGAGUCUUCAGAAGAGCAGAGAACCCCUGACUACAAUGGUGACAUCCGAGAGGUUUGCUCCAACCAAGAGAACACAGAUCCAAACUCUACAGUAGAUACAUCCACAGUCCUUCCAGAAUUGGUAACCAAAAGCACGCAGUGUGACUCAGAAACUCUGCUCCAGAAUGGGCUCAGCUUAACCCCCGCUUACCAAUACGCUAUCCCCAAUGGAGACAUUUGGAAAAUGCAUUCUGCUGUGGACAUUGAUGCAAGCCAAGCAUUGCCCUAUGAUACCCCUGGGAUCCCCGACUCUCAUCAAAUCUGGUGCGGCUACAAAGAAAGGAGCCAUCAAACCCUUUCUGAGCUGAAACGGCAGCGGGCCGCAGCCAAGCUUCUCAACCACCCCUUCAUCAGUACGCACUUUGGUAGCAAUGUGGGAGGUACAGCAGAAAAUGGGGGAGAAGCUAAAGAGAACUUGAUUAACUCCAGGACUCCUUCUUAUACAUCCAAUGGGACAUCAGUCUAUUACACAGUGUCCAGUGGUGAUCCACCUGUCUUAAAAUUCAAAGCUCCCAUGGAAGAGAUGGAGGAGAAGGUGCAUGGGUGCUGUCGGAUUUCCUGAUCUAAAUCCAUUCUUAACUGGUAGAAGAUACCAAGUUGGAUGGGCAUGUCGUAUCCACUAAUGCAUCUUGGUUAUUAUUACCACUGCUAAAUGGGAAAAUCUGGAUCAGUUAUUCUAAGGCCAAGCUCUACCAGGUUUAUUUAUUUUUAGUACCUUACUUUGCUUUUGCAAUUCCAUUAAAAUCAAGUAAAUAUAGGUGGCAAAGAGAAGUCCAGGCGUAAAACUUCUUAUUGCAUACAACUAGACUGAAAAGAUCACUAGACUGAAAAGAUCACACUAGACUGAAAGAUCACAAAACCCACUUGAUUACAAAUCCCAUUUGAUUUAGAAUCUCAAUGUCUAGGCUUCCUGGGCUAUCAUGCUCCUGAAAACUAGCACUUUGGGAACACAAACCCUCUCAAACACAUCCUUGGUGUACCACUACCAAAGGUAUGUCAUCCAAACCCAGCACUUUUACAAGCAGAGUAGGUGAACUGUUAAAGGACCCAUUGAGGUUUUUGCACACAGAAGACAUAUGCACUUUACUAUAACAACCAGUCUGAAAAUUUAGCCUGUUACGUGACAACACAGUUAGGAUUUAUUCAUCACAUUGCCAAUUAUUUGAGCCAUCAUUUCUUGCUGUACUCUUUGUAUAAAACACACACAUUUCUCCUCCAGUGCAAACUUCAACCAUUUCAUAAAUGGAUGGAAUAUUUGGAGUUCCUUAGAAGAGUGCUACAGCUAAAAGGAGUUCAUGGUUCUUGUAUAAUCUUCUCCGUUGGUAGCUCUUUUACUUUGCACCUUUGCAUAAUGUCACAUAUGGUAAAUUCCACUUUUAGUUCAGCAUGUUCCGUCAGAGAGCUACUACCUUCGGAUUUCCCUCAAAGUACUAUUGGGGGAAGGGAUUGGGAGGAA